Molecule: messenger RNA, 853 nt
Organism: Cherax quadricarinatus
Lineage: Eukaryota; Metazoa; Arthropoda; Malacostraca; Decapoda; Parastacidae
Source: RefSeq, a predicted model, not a curated record
GGCAGGAGUUGCCGCCAUGAUGGCUGCCUCUAUAUAAUGGCAUCAGCCUUCCCUCAGGACACCAGUUAUCCUCUGGGAUUGGUAACAGACAAGUCUCCUCCAGUGCUUGCAUCUCCCAUUUUCCACCAGUCAUCACCUCCAACUCCAUACUUGUGUGAGAAUGGUGAGCAGAGUACCACUGGUGAUGGUGGCCCUGGUAGUGGCCCUGGUGGUGGCCAGCCUUGCUGAUGCUACUAUUAUUCACAGAGGGUCUGAUCCGAGGCAGGUGAUGCAGGAGCCAGGGACAGAAUACCUUCAUGAUCUGAACUCUGAACUGGUCAGUCUACUACGUCAGAACCUUCCACACAUCAAUACUGUUAAUGGUGCCAGUGGUCCUCGUCUGGACAUGCCACUCAGUGGUUGUCGAGAUUCAUUAGACUGUCACCAUCGCUUCACUAACUACCUGGGUCUACUUGUUCGUAUGAUGGAGACAGGCAAGAGGAAGUAAGGUCUCCACCAAGGCAAGAGGAAGUAAGGUCUCCACCAAGGCAAGAGGAAGGUCUCCACCAAGACAAGAUCAAGUAAGGUCCCCACCAAGACAAGAGGAAGUAAGGUCUCCACCAAGGCAAGAGGAAGUAAGGUCUCCACCAAGACAAGAUCAAGUAAGGUCUCCACCAAGACAAGAUCAAGUAAGGUCUCCACCAAGGCAAGAGGAAGGUCUUCACCAAGGCAAGAGCAAGUAAGGUCUCCACCAAGGCAAGAGGAAGGUCUUCACCAAGGCAAGAGCAAGUAAGGUCUCCACCAAGACAAGAGCAAGUAAGGUCUCCACCAAGACAACAUCAAGUAAGGUCUCCACCAAGGCAAGAGGAAGGUC